Molecule: messenger RNA, 699 nt
Organism: Macrosiphum euphorbiae (potato aphid)
Lineage: Eukaryota; Metazoa; Arthropoda; Insecta; Hemiptera; Aphididae
Source: the annotation of a GenBank genome assembly
AUGUUUGGUACACGUGCAAAAAUAGGCCUGAAAUCUACUUCUCUACCAGAAAGUAUCAUACAUAAACUCAAAUCUGAUGAAGAUUUAGAAACUGCACUGAAUUCUAUAAAUACCACAUAUGAAAUAAAUGCUGAGAAACACAUUGAAAAAAAAUCUAUUGAUACGUCUUCUGAAGAAAAUAUUGAUAUUGACGAAGAACCAGCUGAUAUUAUACAAUCAAGAAAGGAAACGAUAGAAAAAAAAAGAAGAGAAUCGUUGCAUAAUUUGAAUGUUCAAGCUUCAAAAAUGAAGACUAACUCAGAAAAUCGACUUCGUGAAGGCAAAAUUGGCGAAAGCGUUAAAAUUAGAAUACCUGAUGUUGAUAAAGCACGGAGUGAUCUGCGAUCCAUUUUAGGAGUCAUUAUGUCUGUAAAAAACAAUAAUUAUGAAAUUGGUACCACUGAAGGUAAACUUCAACAACUUUAUGCUAGAAAUCAAUUUGAAAUAUGCAAAGAGUCAUUUGUCCAGAUUGAAACAGUACCAACAACACCUCCGAUAUCAUUAAGAGAAGCAGCUAGAAAAUUUUCUAAUCUUGGCGGUCAAGGAUAUGACCGGUGUAACUGUAAACAGCAAUGCAAGACAAAUAAAUGUAAGUGUAGGGCUGCAGGUAGACUAUGUACUUCUAAAUGUCACGAUAGCUUAAGUUGCCAUAAUAAAUAA